Molecule: messenger RNA, 1459 nt
Organism: Thalassophryne amazonica
Lineage: Eukaryota; Metazoa; Chordata; Actinopteri; Batrachoidiformes; Batrachoididae
Product: forkhead box protein D1-like
Exons: 1
Coding region: 6-752 (248 amino acids)
Biological process (GO): cell differentiation; regulation of transcription by RNA polymerase II; anatomical structure morphogenesis
Molecular function (GO): DNA-binding transcription factor activity, RNA polymerase II-specific; RNA polymerase II cis-regulatory region sequence-specific DNA binding
Source: RefSeq, a predicted model, not a curated record
GGAACAUGACUUUGGACCGUGACCUGAUGGAGCACACGGACAGUCGGCGAGGACAACACGCGAGGAGCACGUAUUUACUGAUAAAUAACAACAACAACGGCGCACCGGGCGCGGCCCGGCUCCGGGACGGUCCGGUCCCCGUGAAACCUCCUUAUUCUUACAUCGCUCUCAUCACCAUGGCGAUCCUUCAAAGCCCAAAGAAGAAGCUCACCCUCAGCCAGAUCUGCGACUUCAUCAGCCAGCGCUUUCCGUAUUACCGAGAGAAAUUCCCCGCGUGGCAGAACUCCAUCCGGCACAACUUGUCCCUAAACGACUGCUUUGUCAAAAUGCCACGUGAGCCCGAUAAUCCCGGGAAGGGGAAUUACUGGACUCUGGAUCCCAUGUCGGCUGAUAUGUUUGAAAACGGCAGUUUUCUGCGGCGCAGGAAGCGCUUUAAGAGGCAGCACUUCUGUUUGGGAACUUUUAGGGACUCCGGCGCGCACGUGUGUCCGCUCGUCGGAGCGCACAGGAUGCGAUCCGGGUUCCACAGUCCGGUUUUAUACCACGAUCUGGGAUUACGAAGCGGUUUCGUCUCCCUCUCUGAGCCCGCGGACGCGCCAGUUAGCGGCAUCACACUUGCGCUCUCCUCCUGUGACGCGCGGCUCCCCUGCGCCACUCCACACUCAGUGUCACUCCAUGGGAUCAUACCCAACUACCCCCUCACUCACGUGCACAGUGUCCCCGCGCCUUUAUUAAAGUUUCAUGUUUUUUAAUCCAGCAGACACAGAAUGCACGCACUGUGCGCCGGCCAAAAAGCCUGGACGAGAGCGAACAGCUCCAAAAUGUGAGGAAUAAAAGGUUUCAUCAAUAUCUGAACUGUGAUUCUUAUUUUGACACAAAGAUUGGAGAAACCUUUCGAAGAGAGAUGGAUUUUUAUUUGUUUGUUUAAUUAAUUGGUGAGGUAGAUAUUUGCUUUGCUCAAUAGGUUAAUUUUAUUUGUCAUAAUUUAAAAUAUGUGAAUUUAGUGGAUUAGCAAAUUUAAUAAAUAAUGUAUAAAUAGUACAACCAUUAUUAACAACAAUUCUAAAUAUUACUUUUAAGAAAUUAAUGUAUAAUAAUUAACAAGCCCCAUCACCCUUAAUUGGAAUAAAGCAAAUAAUGACUUAAUGAAUGAUAAAAAAAAUUUUAAAUGCCCUCAAAAGAAAAAUGUUCGUAAAACACAUUUCUUAUCACAUAUGUCGACUUAAAAAAAAAUCUCAAGCAAAGCGGUUGAAAAAUAAUGUAAAAACCUCCAAAUAAAUGGUUUUGGUUAAUAAAGACUGCAAAGCAUUAAAGACUAAACUAAAACAUUUCAUGUUACUGCUUUAUAUUAAAACUGGUUUAUGGGUUAACUGCGCAGUUCUGCAAGUUAAUGUUGAUCAGUCGAUUGAUUAUUGUCCAUGUUUGUUGUCUAUACAAUCAUGAAAUGUGCUGUAAAACU